GCUUUGCAGACGGAAAUUUACUGUGACCGCGAGCGAGUCGCAAACGAUGCCUGACGCCGGGCCAUCGACGACGAAGUACCGGAGUACCUUCAGGACACUCGAGAGGGAGAAGAAGUUUCGUAAUCCGCCAAAGGAUGGGUCCACUGUCCCGAUUCUCAAUGAAUUCGUGACCCCGCACAUCGAAUCUUUCGAUGCUCUCUUCGACGACUCUGGCUUACCACAGGGAGAUGGUGACGGACGUGGUUUACUAUCCUUGGCAGUCAGGGAUAUUGGCGAAAGGGUGGUGUUCGAUGGGACGGGCCAAGUAGGCACUGAAAGCGGGCAGAGCGGUUGGGGAAAUCGUCUGAGUUUUUGGAUUGAGCAGGUGUCAAUAUCUAAACCCCGCGUCCCAGAAAAAAUCAAACACGCAAAUGAUAUCAGGGUGUACCCUUUCGAGGCUCGAGAACGUUUGACCUCGUAUCGAGGUCGUAUGUCCGUAAAAAUAUGUUGGAAACUGGAUCACCAGGGUGAAGUCGAGCGUUCUGUGAUCAAAGACUGUGGUUUGGUGCCGGUCAUGGUUCGAUCAGUACGGUGCAAUCUUCGCGGACUAUCCUCCGCCGACCUCGUGAAAAAGCACGAAGAACCUGAGGAAUUUGGCGGGUACUUCAUAAUCAACGGUAAUGAGCGUCUCAUCCGGUACCUCAUCCUACCGCGGCGCAAUCACGUCAUCGCGCUCAUACGACCAUCGUUUGUUAACCGCGGCCCGUCCUAUACUCCCUACGCCGUCCAGAUCCGCUGCGUACGCCCGGAUCAGACAAGCGUCACAAACUCGUUGCAUUACCUCUCGAACGGGAGCGCUAUGCUGCGGUUCAGCUGGCGGAAACAGGAGUAUGUCAUUCCUAUCAUGCUAAUCCUCAAAGCUCUUGUCGGUGCCUCCGACAAAGAGAUCUUUGAGGGUGUCAUGAUGCAGGACUAUGAAAAUACUUUCUUGACGGAUCGCGUCGAGCUUCUAUUACGAAGCUUCAAAAUGUACAGUCUAUAUACCGGCGACCAGUGCCUUGAGUAUCUCGGCGACAAGUUCCGGGUUGUCCUAGCACUGCCCGAGGACUGGGACAACCUGGCCGUCGGCGCCUGGUUAAUACAAAAAGUGGUCUUGGUGCAUAUUCAGGAGGCACGGGAGAAAUAUCGCAUGCUCCUGUUCAUGUUGAGGAAGCUUUACUCGCUAGUAUCUAAGUCGUGUUCUCCGGAUAACCCUGACUCCCCACAACAUCAAGAGGUCUUAUUACCCGGUACAUUGUACGGUAUGAUCAUCAAGGAGCGUCUUGAAGAAGCCCUGAACCAAGUACGCAACCAGAUCAUGCUGGACGUCAGGAAUCAGGAGCCGUCAGUUGAUUUCUUUGACGCAAGAUACUUCAAUAAAGUACUCAGCAAGGUGAACUUCGAUCUCGGUUCGAAGAUGUCGAAUUUCUUGGCUACGGGAAAUCUCGUGUCUCCUACUGGACUUGAUCUGCAACAGGCAUCUGGGUUCACCAUCGUCGCGGAGAAGCUGAAUUGGAUGCGCUACAUCAGUCAUUUCAGAUCAAUACAUCGUGGAGCCUUUUUCGCCGAGCUAAAGACAACUGCGGUCCGGAAGCUGCUCCCUGAAGCUUGGGGUUUCCUCUGCCCUGUUCACACCCCCGAUGGUGCUCCGUGCGGUCUUCUGAAUCAUCUUUCUCGAACCUGUCGUAUCAUUACAGCGCCGCUAAGGGUAUCACAUCUACCGGCCCUCCUAGUCGCUCAUGGCAUGACACAAAACUUCUCGCCUUCAAUAGAUGGCACCAAAAAUCUCUGCGUCCAGCUUGAUGGCCGAGUCAUAGGGUGGGCACGCCCUCAGAUAGCUAAGCAGCUCGCAAUGAACCUGCGUAUAUGGAAGACUGAAGGAAGGCAUGAUGUUCCCUUGGACCUCGAAAUUGGCUACGUGCCGCCGUCAAGAGGCGGACAGUACCCUGGGUUAUACUUGUUCUCGUCGCGCUCGAGAAUGAUGCGCCCCGUUAAGUACCUAGCGAAUUCGCGGAACGAUCAGAUCGGCUCCUUCGAGCAGGUUUACAUGGAUAUUGCCUGUACACCGGAGGAAAUCGAGCGGGGUGUUUCGACCCAUGUAGAACAUGCACCCACGAAUUUCUUGUCCAUACUCGCGAAUCUCACCCCCUUUUCCGACUUCAACCAGAGUCCGCGGAAUAUCUAUCAGUGCCAGAUGGGUAAACAAACGAUGGGUACACCAUCUACGGCCCUUCAGCAUCGAACAGAUAACAAAUUGUACCGACUGCAGACCGGUCAGACGCCCGUGGUCCGACCCGAGUUGCACAACACCUAUGGAAUGGACUCCUUCCCUAACGGCACGAACGCUGUCGUCGCAGUCAUAUCGUAUACGGGAUACGACAUGGAAGACGCCAUGAUCCUCAACAAGUCCGCACACGAAAGAGGGUUCGCCUACGGUACUGUUUACAAGUCACAGAUUGUCGACCUGAAGGAUGCUAAAGGUGCAUCCCGUUCUAUGUCGGCCCCUACAUUACACUUCGGAUUGGGACAUGAUAUACGCACGGAGCCUGGAGAUAAGCAACACUGGUGUUGCAAGUUCCUUGAUCUUGACGGAUAUCCUUUCGUCGGCACCCAACUCUCGCCAGGGGAUCCUAUUGCCGCUUACAUCGACGACACUACCGCGCGGACACGCUUCGUAAAAUACAAGGGCGAUGAGGUGGCGUAUGUUGACGAAGUCCGCAUACUAGGGAGUGAUGCCGCUGAUUCAGAGUGUCAGAAGAUUCAAGUCACCCUGCGUAUAACUCGGUCGCCCGUGAUAGGUGACAAGUUUUCAUCUCGUCACGGCCAAAAGGGUGUUUGCUCCCAGAAGUGGCCUGCCAUAGAUAUGCCUUUCACAGAGAGUGGGAUGCAACCCGAUGUCAUCAUCAAUCCACAUGCUUUCCCAAGUCGAAUGACUAUAGGGAUGUUAGUAGAGAGUAUGGCGGGGAAGGCCGGCGCCAUGCACGGUCUAGCCCAAGACGCGACCCCUUUCAAAUUCUCCGAAAAAGAUACAGCUAUCGACUAUUUCGGAGAACAAUUGCUGGCCGCAGGCUACAAUUAUUAUGGCAAUGAGCCAAUGUAUUCCGGCAUCACAGGGCAAGAAUUCGCUGCCGACAUAUACAUCGGUGUUGUUUACUACCAGCGCUUACGGCACAUGGUCUUGGAUAAAUUCCAAGUACGAACAACAGGUCCUGUCGAUCCUGUUACUCGUCAACCGGUAAAGGGUCGCAAACGUGCUGGUGGUAUCCGGUUCGGUGAGAUGGAACGCGAUGCACUUAUAGCUCACGGCACAUCCUUCCUCCUACAAGAUAGGUUGAUGAAUUGCUCGGACUAUUCAACGGCCUGGGUGUGUCGGACGUGUGGAAGCCUAAUUUCAUUGGGGUACGAUGACAUUCGGCUGGGAGAAGUCGUCAUUGGGCCUUCAGGCAUUCCUAAACCCACGGGACCAAAUGGCGAGUACUGUCGGGUCUGCCGCGCUGCUGCUGAACAGGAGGAUGAGCGACAACGGAAAGCCAUGGCGCACGGCAAUAAUGUGUCAAAUGCAGUCAAGACCGACGUGAGGGUUGCCAUAUCCUCUGUCAACGUCUUAGGCAGCACGUCAAAAGGCGGCGAUCUCGACGUUGUCGCGGUGCCGUAUGUAUUCAGGUACCUAUGUGCUGAGCUAGCAGCUAUGGGUAUUGCUGUUUCCCUUGAGGUCCAUUAGAAUCACUAUAUACAUGUACACAGCCCAUAAUAGUAGUUUCAGGUAAACCAAGAAAUGGAAGUAUAGGUCAUCCUGGGUAAUCCGGUAUACACAGAAUACCGCUCAUAAAGCUAAAACGUGGAAAGGAAAGAUAAUUACAUUAUAUACCUCUUAGCAACAGUGAAAUAGUAGAUCAAUAAGAAAUAUCCAACCCAAUAUAUCAACCUUCCAUGCGUAUAACUGGCGGCACUAUCGCCUGCGAGAAGUCCGUUGCUUCACGCCUCUGCUUCCGAACCGCUGAGGAAUUAUUGGUAUGAGAGGCGGGUUGGUGAGAGACGGUGGCGUCAUUAUUCUCCUUGAUUCCGGUGUCCUGAGAUACAUCAGCGGCGCUGCCGCAGAGGAGUAACUCCACUAGUGACUGCUCAAGGCCAGAGUCUUGAGACGGGAGGGGGGUAUCGAUAGAUGGUGAAGGGGAAGGAUAUGCCGCUCGAGGAUCUUCGUCCAACGAAAAACCGCACUUCACCAACAACAUAUCAAUCAGUAGGCGACAUUCGUCGGCCGAGGUGGCUUUGGAUAAGAGGCGACGCAGAUCCCGAAUCUCAUCCACAGACGGGAGGUUACCGGCAGCUUGACUAGCCAGGACAGCCGGUUCGUCCGCUGCGGUUGCCUGGAUGUUCCUGCCGCCCUUGGACUUGGGGCGCUCAUUGGUCGGCUUCGCCUGCACAGUCGGAAGAGAUUCUUUAACUUGUGAAUCUUUGGUAGCCGCUUCCUUGAAUCCAGAUGCAGGGGGCGUAGGCAAGGCGCGGAUGGGAGACUUGAUUUUACUCGAGUCCUCCUCUGAUCUUUCUACCGGAUGGAUUGAAAUAUCUUUACGCUGACCCCGAGACGCAACCGAAGAUACGUCGAUUGAGGGUGAAGCUGUCUUCCGAGACUCCUCUAAUCUACUUGACACGACGGAAGAAGCAACCGAGGUCAUAGUCAGGUCGCUGGCGUCGCGGGACAAGCCGGUCCCACGGGAGUAGGACGACGGAGGCGAAUGUGAGUUCGCAUCCUCUGACGAGCCUUGUGAAGGUGAGGAUGGAGGCGAAGCAAGAGUCUGAGGAUACCGAGGGGGUCUGGUGGCAACAACCACGUUCGAGUAGGACCGCUUGGAAGAUAGGGACUGCUGUGACAAGGAAACGCUGGUGGCACUCGCACCAGGUAAGCGCCGACUGAGCGAGCCGGAACCAAAUUCGUCGCUGGGCUUGUCACGACCAUUCAGUUGUUCCGUCGAGGGACCUCUAGUCAGCUUGGACACCAUUCGUCUCAAACCGAAUGAUCUCCCAGGAGACCUGGCGGUCUCGAACGAGGUCACACUCGUCGUUUUCGGCAGAGUGGGCACGUCGGGAGGGCCUUCCGCGAGGAAAUCCAUAAGCUCUCGAGUUGUGCUGGAUACGACUGGAUGGGCUGAUUUCGGCGUCUUGGGCGUCUUGGGUACCGGUUUCAAGGACUCUGCGUCAUCAUCGUCUGAACCGUUCAUGAUGUCGUCUAAGUCCAACGAUUCACGUCGCCGACCAAUUUUCCGGGUUCGUUGCGGGCCUCCACCUGACAUGUCCAGUUGCUUGGGCACUGGCCGGUCUUUCUUCUGGGAGUGAGCCGGAGACUCAGUGAAGGACGAAGAUACCACAUUAAGUGACGCUUUGCGAUUCAAGCCUUGCGCCUGAGACCUGGAAUUCACAGCAUUAGAUGUAGAGAUCGAGCGCGCACGCGCGUUGUUCGAGGUAGGAGGACGUGAGGGCAUGAGUUCGGGAGGAGCAAGUCCAUUGCCGCGCGGGGCGACUUUAGGGAGUGAAGCAUGAUUUUCCUCGUCGUCCUCGAUGAUAGAAUCCACGUGGCGCAACACGGGCCGUCUGUUACCGUGGGAACGUUUUGGGUUUAGACUGGAAGAAUCGUCGGUAUCACUACCGGCAGGCCUGACGGCAUCCUGCGCAUUAGGUUUGCCAGUCCGAGUGCCCUCGCGUCGACUCCGCUCCUUGUUAUACAUCUCCAUCGUCUUCAGUCUGUCGGGGGUCAAAGAGACUUUCAUGGUGGUGUCCGAAGCCAUUAAAUCUUCGAAGUGCAUGGAGUCGCCAUCAUCCUCGAACUCUCCCAGAGGCGCGGCUGGCCUAUCGUUACCUCUCCCUAAGGAUGGUUUUGACCCGUUGGUGAGAAGGGAAUCAGACUUCUUAUGCCCGUUCUGGGCUUCCGCUUGAUCGUUUAUAGUCCGAUUCUGGUCGCUGGAUGACCGGUUGUGAGAUGAAAAGAUCUUCAAGGCUCGAGCUUUCUCAAAAGAAGGACGGGACGUAGAUGCUGCGGGUAUAUUCCCAAAAUUCGAAUGGCCAUGCGCGGUGGAUGAGUCCGAGGAUAAGCGCAGCCGACCCUGAGAGUCUUUGCUGGGGGAACCUGUGCGCAGAGGAGAACCGUCUUUAUCUGACGGUCGCGAGAAAGAUUUGCUUCGCCGAGGCCGCGACAUGGCCUCUAUCUGUUCAUAAACCUUCAUAGUCUUGAAGAGGCCAUAGAUAGCGUCAUCCUCGCAUAGGGCUAUGUACAGGUCAUGCACAGUGGCCGUAGUUCUGCUGCUAUCUCGGGCAGCAACUCGGCCCACAUUCGAGAGAAUAUGCUCGCAAAUUGACUCAAGUAUAGCGGUCAAGUAUAAUGCAGCAGGAGAGACAAGCGCGGGUUUUGGUGGCGAAACUGGCGCUCCAGCAGACAGAAGUCGCUCGUACAAACGAGUUUCCACAUCCGGAUCCUCGUCAGCAUCGUUCAGCGUCGAGUACGCCUGGCACUUGAGUCGGAGCAGCUCGAAAGCCAAAUCCAGAUUGAACGUCUUCUCAUCAUCUCCAGGCCUGUGCGGCGACGACGGUGUAGAAGCACUCGUCCGCUCCCAGUACGCCCUCAACUCGACUUCCGCCUCCAGCAACGCUUCUUUCCCCAGCGGUGUCGGUAGCACCUUCGUCAAGCCCGCCUUCAGUUUGUCUGUAGUCAACGACCGCGAAGCAUUGAGGACAUUCCAGAGCAGUUCGUCCAGAAAGACAUUGAUAGAUGCGAGCGCGUCGACCUUGAGUUUUAUUGGGCGGAUUUCGGAGAGGAUGACCUCGGCCGAGUGAGGUGAAAUAUACGUGGGACCUGGAUGGCCUGCUGGGUACCUGAAUAUCAGAGGCCUUG
Messenger RNA from Gloeophyllum trabeum ATCC 11539, 6901 nucleotides. RefSeq names its product beta and beta-prime subunits of DNA dependent RNA-polymerase. The record is from RefSeq and is a predicted model, not a curated record. Gene Ontology annotation, molecular function: DNA-directed RNA polymerase activity; ribonucleoside binding; DNA binding. NCBI's taxonomy places the organism in Eukaryota, Fungi, Basidiomycota, Agaricomycetes, Gloeophyllales, Gloeophyllaceae. Bases 47 to 3739 code for a protein of 1230 amino acids. Gene Ontology annotation, biological process: DNA-templated transcription. Gene Ontology annotation, cellular component: nucleus; RNA polymerase I complex. The transcript is spliced from 18 exons.